AUGCCGCCACGAAAGGCGGAUACGCCUGCGCGUGUAACGAGAGCAUCUUCACGCACUCCUGUUCCUCUCCCUGCGGUCGACACCCGCCAAUCUCACGCAUACGGCUCGAGAGGCAAAGCCGCCCUCACAAAUCAAGUCACAACCUCACAAGCCGCCAUUGACGAUGCCUUCGCGAAAUCACGCGACGAAGGCGAAAUGCCACCACCGCCGCGACCAGAGCCGAAGAAAUCGGCCGUCCGACGAUCAACCCCGAGACCUGCAGCCGACCAACCCCAAGACGUCGCCGUCAAUGGCGUGGCCGCCCCCAGGCCAGCGGAGAACAACCGUCCAGACUCUGCCGACAGCCAUCGUCCAGCCACUGGCGUCGACUCGACUGGUUAUGGCAAUGGAUUGUCAACUCAACAGCCAGACCCGCAGCCAGCGGCACAGCCAGAAUUUCAGGCACCGCGGCGGUCACCUCCUCAAACUCGACAGUCUCCACCUCAACCUACCCCUCAACCUCAUCCUCGACGCCGACGGCAGCCACAGGCAGAAGAAGAGGCUCAAACUCCACCACCUCCGACUCCCGAGCCACAUUGGCUCGCAAUCUUCAUCGCCACCGCCUGCCAGUUCAUCGGAACGAAGUUGUUCUGGUUCCUUCUUGCUUUCUCCUGGAUCACGUGCAUAUCAUACUUGAUAUCAACAGCAGCCAUCUUCUCAGUCGUCCCGAUGCCAACCCACGAGUGGUCACUGGCAAGAGAUCACUGGGUGUAUCACACAGCAAUGUCACUCGGGAAAGAGACCAAUCUGGUGCCGGCGGACUAUGCGGGGCAGCAGAAAAUCCUAAACAGGAUCUUUUAUGGAAUUGUAGAUGAUUUCAAGAAAUUGCAGGUCAGCCACAAUGCGUUGAACGAGACGGUGGGCUUGCUCAAUGAGAGUGUCACGGAGAUACAGCGAGUUUUACCGAACUUCAUCGCAGUUGCCAGUGACGGCGACGACGGAAAGCCCACCAUUCCGCCGGCCUUUUGGCAGGCUCUCAUCGAGAAAAUGGACGACACGAAAGCAUCAGCGCCGCUCUGGGACCGAUUUCUCGCGACGAAUGAGGCCAAGAUGCACACGACCAUGAAGAAAAUCGUCGAUUCUGAGCUUGAAGGCGGUGCCGUCGCGAAGCACCAUCUCGUCACCAGCGAGCAGUUCCAGGCCAUACUUGCAAGCAAUAACCACGAAAUGGAACAGACAUUCAACGAGACGCUUCGCACUCUUCAGUCGGUCAUCCUACAAGAAACCAAAAUGGUGGCCCAGAAGGUCGCCAAGGACGUGUUCGAAUCCACCCAUCUUGCGAAGGGCCAAAUCAGGGCUCUGGCUUACUCAAACCUCGUUGUCAACAUGGAUACCCGCAUGCGGCAGAUCAACUACCUCUCCGACGACCACGGAGCCGCCGUGCAACAUAAGUACACUUCAGCCACUUGGCGCAAGCCAUCACUCGCGCAACAGCUGGGCCGGUGGAUGUGGUGGACUGUGGGAAUAGCGCGACCGCACAGGCCUGUGCACCCGACGUCGACCGCCCUAACCGAAUGGUAUAAGAGUACCGACUGCUGGUGUGCAGAUUCGCCCGAGAAUGCAACGGUCAAGCUGCAAAUGGGCGUGAGCUUGCCUUACAAGGUUUAUCCCAACGCCUUCAUCAUCGAGCACAUCCCGGCCACCGGAACUCGUGAUAUCGCUGCGGCGCCUAGGAACUUUGAGGUCUGGGUCAAGAUGGAUUCGGAAGAGCAGGCCAACAAGGUCAAGCAGAAUAUCCAAGACCUGGGAAGCCAGAUUUGGCCAGGUGAUUGCGGCGACCCGCCAAGCAGUAGCUCUGCCGACAACGGCAAUGCGUGGGUGUGCGCCUUGAUGGGCGAAUACGACAUUCACGGACACAACUACCUGCAGUCCUUCUAUUUCCCGUCCAACCCAUGGGAUAUCGGACUCGAGAUUCCGAAUGUCGUUCUCAAGGUCACCAGCAACUGGGGCGCAUAUCACACCUGCCUGUACCAGAUCCGCUUGACCGGAGACGAAGUCGACCACACGCGUCCGAUUGAGGACUAA
This is a messenger RNA of Zasmidium cellare ATCC 36951, 2064 nucleotides long. RefSeq lists its product as uncharacterized. The coding region runs from base 1 to 2064 and encodes 687 amino acids. Gene Ontology annotation, biological process: nuclear envelope organization. Gene Ontology annotation, molecular function: protein-membrane adaptor activity. The transcript has a single exon. Gene Ontology annotation, cellular component: nuclear envelope; meiotic nuclear membrane microtubule tethering complex. Lineage: Eukaryota; Fungi; Ascomycota; Dothideomycetes; Mycosphaerellales; Mycosphaerellaceae. The record is from RefSeq and is a predicted model, not a curated record.